This is a messenger RNA of Nezara viridula (southern green stink bug), 1239 nucleotides long. Lineage: Eukaryota; Metazoa; Arthropoda; Insecta; Hemiptera; Pentatomidae. The record is from the annotation of a GenBank genome assembly.
GGUAAUUGUACAGGUUAGCUAUAUAAUCUUACUAUAACGAUAGUACAUGUUCAACAUAUGAAUACGCAAGACCAGUUAACAAGUUUGAAUAUACUAUUCUAUUUUAUAAUUUUAGGUUCCUGUUGACUUUCAUAGGUGAUAAGGUUGCUUUAUUUUAAGGCAAUGACACGAUGGUUCGAGUUGAAAUGAUUACACCUGUUUUUUGUUUUCAAUUACCGGUAGUUUACUAACCUAUCGUUCAAUGUACUUGAAAAUGUUUCGUUUUAGUUUCUAUAAAUAAUGUAACACACAAGCUUCAGGAGGACUGAACUCGGCGCUUCAUUGUGUAGGAGGACAAUAUGUUAAUAAGAGAGUAUCGAAUCCCUCUACCUUUGACACUGGAUGAAUAUAAAAUUGGGCAGCUGUUCAGUGUAGCCGAGUUAAGCAGAAUGGAAACGAAAAAUGGAGAAGGAGUCGAGUUUCUAACGAACGAACCGUUCUCUGGUCAUCCAUUGUUCGACAAUAGGUUCGAUUCUGGAACUCACACGUACAAGAUAUACCGAUUAACAAGUAAGUUUCCCUCUUUCAUCAGACUUCUCUUCGACGGAAACACCAUGGACGUACACGAGGAGUCUUGGAACGCUUUCCCUUAUUGUAGAACCGUAGUCACCAAUCCGGGUUACAUGAAGAAUAAUUUCUCCAUCAUUGUAGAAUCGAUGCAUGAAAACGGCAGAGCCGAGAACGAUAAUGCGCAUUUACUAAAUCCUGAGGAACUGGAGAAAAGAACUGUCGUGACUGUCGACAUUGGCAAUGAUCCUUGCACGAAGUGCGACUAUGACAAGGAAAAUGAUCCUUCAAGAUUUGUUUCCCUUAAAACCGAAAGGGGUCCGCUCAAAGACGACUGGAUCUCCACUGUCAAUCCUAUAAUGACUUGUUAUAAGCUGGUUAGAGCUGAAUUCAAGUGGUUCGGUUUGCAAAAUAGGGUGGAAAAUUACAUUCUUGACACAGAACAGAAGUUGUUCUUGAGGUUUCACCGUUAUCUGUUCUGUUGGAUUGACCGAUGGUUCGGCCUCGAUAUGGAUGAUAUCUGUCAAAUGGAAGAGGAGAUAAGAGUAAAGCUGAGUAUUCAGAUGCGAAAUCAGCGUAUCGUUAAAAAUGAAUCUCUUCAUGGAAUUUUAUCAGAAAUAUGAGUCCCCAAAGUGGUAUUUAUAUUGAAAUAAAUCUAUAAAUUAAUUGUUUUUUACUGUCAUGCCAGUUUAA